AUGCCUCUGAGCAAAAUGCGGACAUUUGGCGAAAGACCGACGGCUUUCCAGUUGGAAGAGAACGGAGAGUUUCAUUACAUCGGAUCCGAGGUCGGGAACUAUAUGCGGAUGUUUAGGGGUUCCCUUUACAAGAGGUAUCCAUCGCUUUGGCGCCGUUUGGUGAGCGUUGAAGAGCGCAAACGGAUCAGUACUAUAGGAUUAGGUCCGCACUCUUUGGCCACUAAUAUAACGCUAUUGAAGGCCUCGGAAGUGGACGAGAUAUUUGAGGGCAGGGAUGAUAAGUACAAAGCCGUGUCCAUCAGUUCCGAGCCUUCCGUUCAAAGGGAGUCGAAAUCGAAGCGAUCGAAUUGGAUCCCAACCCUACCCAACAGUUCCCACCAUUUGGAUGCCGUUCCCUGUUCUACACCCAUCAGUAGAUCCCGUAUUUGCCACAAAAAGGUCCGCACUUUUCCAUUGCUUUACGACGAUUUAGAUCCGGCGCUCAUUCACGAGAACGCUUCCCAAACCGAGAUCUUAGUGCCCGUCAGACUCGAUAUGGAGAUCGAUGGCCACAAACUUCGCGACACAUUCACGUGGAAUAAGAAUGAGCAAACCAUGACUCCGGAACAAUUCGCUGAAGUCCUGUGCGAUGAUCUGGAUUUGCCGUCGAUGUCGUUCGUGCCGGCGAUCUCGCAGUCCAUUCGGCAGCAAAUCGAGGCCUUCCCGACCGACAACAUUCUGGACGACCACGUAAUGGACGACCAACGGGUCGUUCUUAAGCUCAAUAUACAUGUGGGAAAUAUAUCACUCGUGGAUCAGUUCGAGUGGGAUAUGUCUGAUAAGGACAACACUCCGGAACAGUUUGCGCUUAAAUUAUGCGCCGAAUUAGGUUUGGGCGGAGAGUUUGUCACUGCAAUCGCUUAUAGUAUUAGAGGACAAUUGUCUUGGCAUCAGAGGACUUACGCCUUCAGUGAGACGCCGUUAUCUCAAGUGAAUGUUCCGUUCCGUAAUCAGUCGGAAGCCGACCAGUGGUGUCCAUUCCUCGAGACUCUGACCGACGCUGAGAUGGAGAAGAAGAUCAGAGAUCAGGACAGGAAUACGCGAAGGAUGAGGCGAUUGGCCAAUACGGCCCCCACAUGGUAGUCAUCAUAGCCUUACUUUUGAUAUGACAUUUUCUAUUCAAAUCAUUUACUAAUCGCUGAAUUUUUUUAUGCAUAAUUUGUUGAUAUUUCUGCAGAAAACACACACAAAACAGUACAUCAAUGAAAGCCCCCAUAAUUUAGACGCUUUAAUCACAAUUAAAUAUGCUUUUAGUAUGAAAUCCAAACCAAACAAUUAAUUUAAUCACCAGUUCAUUGCAUUCAUUCAUUCAUACCAUUCAUUCGCUGCCAUUAAUAAUGAGAUGCCAUUGAAUGAGAACUUCGAUUCAAUUCAAAGCGUUUCAUACCUUCAUUGCAAUCAUUCACUCAAUUUAUUAAUUCAUUUGUAAGUAAUCUUCGCUACAAAAUGCAAGUCUUCUCUCACUCUUUCCACGAUCUUUGCCCUCACUUUCGCUUUCAAAACAAAAUCACUUCAUUUCGCUUUCAAUUAAACAUUUUAUUUAAAUUUCUCGUUUGACUAAUAGUUUGUGAAUUUUAUUAAAACCAAAAUCAUUGCCUAAAUUAUUAAAUACUUUUAUUUAUACAUUAAUCUCUAAAUUUGAAAUAAAUUUGUAAUUAUUUAUCUAAACGUGAAUCCAAUAAAUUGAAUAUUC
Medioppia subpectinata is the source of this 1732-nucleotide messenger RNA. The record is from the annotation of a GenBank genome assembly. NCBI's taxonomy places the organism in Eukaryota, Metazoa, Arthropoda, Arachnida, Sarcoptiformes, Oppiidae.